Alligator mississippiensis (American alligator) is the source of this 5002-nucleotide messenger RNA. RefSeq names its product zinc finger protein 345. The transcript is spliced from 6 exons. Lineage: Eukaryota; Metazoa; Chordata; Crocodylia; Alligatoridae. Gene Ontology annotation, biological process: regulation of transcription by RNA polymerase II. Gene Ontology annotation, molecular function: RNA polymerase II cis-regulatory region sequence-specific DNA binding; DNA-binding transcription factor activity, RNA polymerase II-specific. The coding region runs from base 688 to 3201 and encodes 837 amino acids. The record is from RefSeq and is a predicted model, not a curated record.
AGACGGAUGCAGCUGCAAUUCCGGAAGCCUGAGCUGCUCCCCCACUUGUGCCAGGGAGACCUUCAUUCGAGCCCCUCAGUGCCCAGCCAGGGGGGCUUUCUCUGCUGGCUGGAUCCAGCACGCUGAGCACUGCCCGCGCCAGCUCCUGACUCAGACACCCCAGGGGAUGGAGAGAGAAAGCGCUGGGGACCAGCAGGGCAGGGGCUGUCUGCACACGGGGCCCCUCUGCACCCAGCGCUGCUCUGCAGGGGGCUGCAAGACCCAGGGCCGCUGCCCUCAUUGACAUGCACAGGAUUUAGCCCAGGAUUGCCAGAGCCUGCUGACUGCAGGGAGGUGAAUGGCCCAGGACCUGGACAGCGACCGCAGGGGGGAAGAGCCGAACAUGGGACCUGCGAGGCAGGCUCAGGGCAGGGUCCACUCAGCUCCACCCCUGACCAGGACCAGGUCCAGACACUUCAGAGGAAGGGUUGAAGCCAUUGCCAGGCAGAAGGUGAAGAAGUUCUGACGUCACAGGCUCUCCCAUGAAACGGGGCUUCUGGUUCCUGCACAGUCAGGGGCCUCGUCCUGGGAGCUCCUGGGACUGAAUCAGAGGCAGGUGUGGUGGCAGGUGUUGAUGGCUUUCCAUGAAUUGUUUGCGCCUGUCACUCGGGAGCAGUAGGGAUCCAGCAAGCCCUUCCCAGGGACGCCAUGCAGGAGAACUAUGAGACACUGAUCUCUCUGGCAGAAGAGAUGGCCAUCAGCCUGCCACGGAUCACAGCGCUGGCUGAGUCCCACCGCAGGGGGCUGGUUUCAGCAGGAUUUCCAAUUUCUAAGCCUGACCUGCUCUCCUGGAUGGACCGGGGGGAUGAGCCGUGGGUCCCAGACCUCCAGGCCUCUGAGGGCACAGAGAUCCCAAGAGAUGCCAGCCCAGCAGGCGAUGGGUCAGCAAGUGAGAACGAGGAGGAGGAGGAAGCGGGGGAAACACUACAGGGAGCCUCUGGGAAAGCAGAACCCAGCGAGACAUCCGCAGAGGACGAAGGGGAGGACACCCCCAGCCUUGAGCCGGAGGGGAAGGCACAGAGCCCUGUGGGGGAGACUCUGGCCGCAUCCCCUCCCCAGCCCGGGGAUCCCAGGCUACUGGGGUCUGAGAAGCCCUUCCGCUGUGCAGAGUGCGGGAAGACCUUCAGCCAGCGCUCAAACCUGAUCCGGCACCAGCGCCUGCAUGCCAGCGACCGCCCCCACCGUUGCCCUGACUGUGACAAGAGCUUCAGUGACCCGGCUGGCCUGGCCAAGCACCAGAAGGCGCACGCAGCUGGGAAGCCCUUCCAGUGCGGAGACUGUGGCAAGGGCUUCAACUGGAGCUCGCACCUAGAGCGGCACCGGCGCAUCCACACUGGGGAGCGCCCCUACACCUGCGCAGACUGUGGCAAGGGCUUCAGCGUCAGCUCCCACCUGGAGCGGCACCGGCGCGUGCACACGGGUGAGCGCCCCUACAAGUGUGAGGAGUGCGGCAAGCGCUUCACAGUCAGCUCCACACUGGCCCAGCACCGCCGCACACAUGCCAGCGACCGGCCCCACCGCUGCCAGGACUGCGGCAAGGCCUUCAGCCUGGGCGCCACCCUUCUUGCCCACCAGCGCAAGCACCGGGGCGAGAAGCCCUUCCCCUGCCCUGACUGUGGGAAGAGCUUCGGCUUUGUCUCCCACCUGGAGCGGCACCGGCGCGUGCACACUGGGGAGCGCCCGUUCCAGUGUGCCGACUGUGGCAAGGCCUUCAGCCGCAGUUCCCACCUCUACCGGCACCGGCGCGUGCACACAGGCGAGAAGCCCCGACAAUGCCUCGACUGUGGCAAGAGCUUCCACCUCAGCGCUACAGGGCAGCUCCGUGCUGGCCGGGAUCCCAACAAGUGUGCUGAGUGUGGGCGCCGCCGUCCACCGCCACCUCCACCGCCUCCCCCACCCCUGCCACCGCCAGCUGAGCACGACCCACUGCCGCCGCCUGCGCUGGUUCCAGGCUGUGUGGACAAGCCGCACAAGUGUGCAGAGUGUGGGAAGGGCUUUGGGCAGAGUGCAUCAUUGGUGAAGCACCAGCGCACACACACGGGGGAGCGCCCCUUCCAAUGUGGGCAGUGUGGCAAGCGCUUUGGCUGGUGUUCGGCACUCAUCAAGCACCGGCGCAUCCACACGGGUGAGCGCCCCUAUGCCUGCGCUGACUGUGGCCGGGCUUUCAGUGUCAGCUCCCACUUGGACCGGCACCAGCGCACGCAUGCUGGUGACCGCCCCCACCGCUGCCCCCAGUGUGGCAAGGGGUUCAGUGACCCCGCUGGCCUGGCCAAGCACCAGAAGGCACACGCAGCUGGGAAGCCCUUCCAGUGUGGGGACUGUGGCAAAGGCUUUGCCUGGAGCUCACACCUGGAGCGGCACCGGCGCGUGCAUACAGGUGAGAAGCCCUACACCUGCACAGACUGUGGCAAGGGCUUCAGCGUCAGCUCCCACCUGGAGCGGCACCGGCGUGUACACACUGGGGAGAAGCCCUACAAGUGUGAGGAGUGUGGCAGGGCCUUCGCCGUCAGCUCAACGCUGGCCCAGCAUCGCCGCACCCAUGCCAGUGGCCGCCCCCACCGCUGCCAGGACUGUGGCAAGCGCUUCAGCGCCCUGGCCCAGCUUGUGGCCCACCAGCGGGCGCACCGGGGUGAGAAGCCCUACCCCUGUGCCGUGUGUGGCAAGAGCUUUGGCUUCGUGUCCCACCUGGAACGGCACCGGCGCGUACACACCGGUGAGAAGCCCUACAAGUGCCCCGACUGCGGCAAGGCCUUCAGUCGCAGCUCCCACCGCAACCGCCACCAGCGUGCCCACACUGCUGCCGCCGACCGGCCACUGAAAGGAGCAGGAGGGACCGAGUUGGGCAAAGGUCCUGCUCCCUUGGACUCUGCCAAGUCCCCGCGGGGCCCGGCCCCUGCCACAGAGUCCUCCCUGUCCCUCCUGCCCACCUGGUGGGGGGGAGAUGGGGAGAGGCGGAACAGCCAGCCCCCGGGCUGGCCAGAGGACACCAUGCCCUAUGCCGGACCUAUCCCCCACACCAGUGGUGGGCUCCGGGGAUGGGGCAUGAAGGCUUUCCCCCCACCAGAUGUGCCGCCUACGCCAUGGCGGCUGGGAGAGGGCAGCUCGGCCUGGGCCUCUGCGCUGCCCCAGGAGGCCUGGCCCCAGCCACCCCCAACCUCUUAAUCUGCCCCCUACUCCUACCUAGAGCUGUGUGCUGAGGUCUAACAGCAUUAACAGUCCCUGACCUUGAGCCUGGCCAGUCCAGCUGAUCUCCAGGGAGAGGACAGGUGGCAGGACCCCUUGCUCCCAUCAGCCUGCCUGGGAAGUCAUCUAGCCACAGGGGCCGGCGCCUAUCUUGCCAUCCCCAUCCCCAGUCCUGCUCCUGCUACUCGAGCAGCUUGGUUGCUCCAGGGAGCCCCACCUUUCAUGCAGAAGGGAGCUGGGAAGGGGGUGGAUGAGAGAGCCCUUGGGGGUGAGAAUCAGAUGUGUGGGGAGGGUGGGGGAGCAUCCGUGUGGUGUGGAGCAGAAGGGAAGAAACCGGGGUUCCCCCUGGAACCAGCAGAUGGGGGGUCAAGGGGAGGACAGGGCUUGGGGAAGCCCAUGGGGGGGAUGAGCGGAGAGGAAGGAAGGGAACAACUGUUGCUUCCUCCUGGGCAUCGGCUGAGAGAAGGCAACUGAUGCCAGCACCAGUGUCUGAGCAUUGCACAUCCGUAAUGCCUCCUUCCUCAUCAGCUGUCAGAGGCGUCACAUGUAUACUGCUACCCUGGUGUCAGAUUGAUAUCUUUCCCCGUCAGCCCCUUCCUCCUGGUAUCAACCAUGCUGUUCUCCCUGGUCUGGUGUUUGUAGUGUCCUGUUCUAUCACCUCCACCGCUCCCCAGCUGCUGUCAUGUGGAUGCCCUUCCCCAUCAAUCUCCCUUUCCCCCAGCAUCACAUUUUCACUGUUCACCAUUAACUCCAGUGACACCAUUCAGCAAGCUAUUAUCAGAGUCACUAAGUAAGGGGGACAUUUCAGAGGAGACUCCAGGACUUUUUCUGGCACUGACACAGUCCAGUCAUGGAGGAAAAUGCUUAAACAGGGUGGGAGGGGAAAGAAAUUAAGACCUCAAUCCCUUCAGUAGCAUGGGAGACUGCCAAACAUAAGAUUGAAGCGAUUUUUGGGAUAUAGACAAAUUUGCACUUAGGGGGUGAGAACUCUUAACUCCCUGUAUGUGUGAGAGGAGCUUCUGCAGGUGGAAGCAUUCAUUGCAUCUGACAAAUAGGCUGUUGCCUACAAAACAUUAUACCUCUCUGCACAAGUUAGUCUCUAAGGUGCCUCCCUUGCCUAUCUUCUGCCUGGAGGUGGACUAUAGAUUCCUCUGCUGCUUAACCGACUAUACAUAAAGAAUAGGGGAGGGAAGGAAGGAUCCCCACAUUUUUAGAAGAGAGAUACCAGACUCUGUUGCCUCCAGGCUCUAGGACAAGUGUAGGAUCAGAAGAGAAGCCUGGCUCACCCAUCACCAUCCAUCCCCACGUCCUGCCCAAGGACAGAGACCCUGCCUGUCACACUCACACACAGCCUGCUCACAGCUGGAUCCCUCCCAAAGGGAUAAGAAGCCUUAACUGAGUUCAAAGACACAACCCUGCUUGGGCCUGUGAUAGAGCUAUGGUGUUCUGUUGCCAAAACCGUGGUGUGAUCCAUUUCCAGUGAAAACUGAGACUCGGAUUACCUGGGGAUGGGCUAUUGGCUUUUCUUACUGGAUUUGAGCGUGUGCAUGGGUGUGCAUUUCCUCUCUCCAAUUGCCUUUCCUCUUAACUUCCCUAGGCUGCUACUCUGCAAGGUGACAGGACCCUUGAGAAGCAGAAGGCUGUGAUAUUGUCCCUUCCCACCCCUUUAAAUCCAGCACCCUGAGGUGGGCUCCACAUGUUUGGGGUGGGCACAACAGUUCUUUUAUUUUAAUUUGUACAUUUCAUGAGCUGUAAUAAAGUAGCGCUUUCGAUUCACAAA